Molecule: messenger RNA, 1821 nt
Organism: Trichoderma gamsii
Lineage: Eukaryota; Fungi; Ascomycota; Sordariomycetes; Hypocreales; Hypocreaceae
Exons: 5
Coding region: 1-1821 (606 amino acids)
Biological process (GO): carbohydrate metabolic process
Molecular function (GO): phosphotransferase activity, alcohol group as acceptor; kinase activity
Source: RefSeq, a predicted model, not a curated record
AUGUACGCGUACAAUAAGCCCAUCAAGGCCAUGGAGCCUCAACAUAUCCAGGACCACUACAUCGGCAUUGAUGUCGGCACAGGCUCCGCCCGCGCUUGCAUCAUCGACGAGACCGGUGACAUCAAGGCUUUGGCCGCAGAGAACAUCAAGCUGUGGCAGCCCGAGAACGGCUACUACGAACAAUCCACAACAGACAUCUGGCGCUGCAUCUGCGAAUGCGUGCGCCGAGUUGUGCAAGAGUCUCUCGUCAACCCCAACCAGAUCAAGGGCAUUGGCUUCGACGCCACCUGCUCUCUGUCCGUCUUCUCCAACGACACCGACGAGCCUAUUCCCGUUACCGGCCCCGACUUCUCCAACGAUGGCAACGACCGCAACGUCAUUCUCUGGCUGGACCACCGUCCGGUCGAGGAGACAGAAAAGAUUAAUGCCACCAACCACAAGCUCCUCAAAUAUGUUGGAGGCAAGAUGAGCAUUGAAAUGGAAAUUCCCAAGGUUCUGUGGCUCAAGAACAAUAUGCCUCCCGAGCUGUUCGCUCGCUGCAAGUUUUACGACCUGGCAGACGCUUUAACUCACCUGGCUACGGGCAAUGAAACGCGCAGCUUCUGCAGCACAGUCUGCAAGCAGGGCUUCGUCCCUGUGGGCGUGGAUGGCAGUGUUAAAGGCUGGCAAGAAGAUUUUUACCACGAAAUUGGCCUCGGUGACUUGGUCCAGGAUGACUUCAAGCUCAUGGGAGGCGUCGACGGGGUGAGCGGAAAGUUUGCCAGUGCUGGCGAAUGCGUAGGCACACUCAGCCGUCUAGCCGCCUCUCAGCUCGGCUUGCCAGAGGGCAUUGCUGUCGGAAGCGGUGUCAUUGAUGCCUAUGCAGGCUGGAUCGGCACAGUUGGUGCCAAGGUCCAGCUGACUGAAGACGAGCUCAGGACUGAUGUUCCCAAAAACGACGUUAGCCAGGCCUUUACUCGCUUGGCUGCCGUCGCAGGCACCUCAACAUGCCACUUGGCCAUGUCUAGAAAUCCAGUCUUUGUCCCUGGUGUCUGGGGUCCUUAUCGAGAUGUGCUGAUUCCAGAAUUCUGGAUGGCUGAGGGUGGCCAGUCAGCAACAGGAGAGCUGCUACGGCAUAUGCUGGACGUCCACCCGGCGUACAACGAGACCAUGGCUCUGGCCAAGGCCGAAGACAAGCAUAUUUACGACUUCCUCAACGCCCACCUCGAAUACAUGGCGGAGAAGCAAAAUGCUCCGGCCGUCUCUUACCUUGCGCGCCACUAUUUCUUUUACGGUGAUCUGUGGGGUAACCGCUCGCCAAUUGCGGAUGCCAACAUGAAAGGCACCAUGAUCGGUCUCGACAGCGACAAGAGCACCGACAACAUGGCACUAUGGUACUACGCCACCAUGGAGUUCAUUGCCAUGCAGACUCGCCAGAUCGUUGAGGAAAUGAACAAGGCCGGUCAUGAGAUUUCUUCCAUCUUCAUGUCUGGCUCACAGUGCCAGAAUCCAAUUCUGAUGAAUCUCCUGGCCACAGCAUGCAACAUGCCAGUGUUGAUUCCCAAGUACGUCAACGCGGCAGUCGUUCACGGAGCUGCCAUGCUGGGAGCAAAGGCAGCCAGCCAUAACGUCCACGACGGCUCAGAGCCCGAGACGCUGUGGAACAUCAUGGACCGGAUGAGCAAGCCCGGCCGAUUGGUUCAGCCCGGCACUGACGCUGGCGAGAAGCUUCUGCUGGACGCAAAGUACGAGGUUUUCCUCGACAUGUGCAACACACAGCAACAGUACAGAAAGAAGAUUGACGGCGCUGUCGCGAAGUGGGGCGCCUUGUUUGACGAGUAA